AUGGCCACUAACGCCCACGAGCAGACAGUUCCAACCACAUCGCCAAGCAUGGACCAACGACCAAAGACGCCUGACCAGGCGCAUAUGCCACCAGAGCCGACGUCACCAACAUCGUCGGCCUCAUCCGACCAUGACAUCCCAACACAAGGCGAACAGCCGCAACGAAAGCCAGAACUCACCAGGACUCAAUCUCAAGCAUCCCAAUUCGGUAAAGGUCGUAUAGUCAUCAUCGUCUUCUCACUAUGCAUGGCACUCUUCCUCGCUGCCCUCGACGUCACCAUCGUCACAACAGCACUACCCACCAUCGCGGAGCACUUUCAUGCUUCAGGCUCUGAUUACACUUGGGUGGGCUCAGCUUAUCUGCUCGCCGCUGCAGCGUCCGCGCCAGUCUGGGGUAAGAUCUCUGACAUCUUUGGACGGAAGUACAUCAUUUUGAUGGCAAAUGUUGUGUUCCUCGUCGGGUCGUUGCUUGCCGGUAUCUCAUCUUCAAUUGGCAUGCUCAUCGGUGCACGAGUUGUCCAAGGAAUCGGCGGCGGUGGCCUAAUCAUCCUGGUGUAUGUCUGCAUCGGCGACCUGUUCUCCAUGCGCGAGAGACCCAAAUACUUCGGCAUCAUGGGCAUGGUCUGGGCAAUUGCUUCAGGCGUUGGCCCUGUCAUUGGCGGAGCCUUCACCGAAGGCGUCACCUGGAGAUGGUGCUUCUACAUCAACCUCCCGCUCGACGGCGUCUCCCUCAUCCUGCUCUUCAUCUUCCUCAAGCUCGACAAUCCACGCACACCCCUGGUCGCCGGCCUGCGAAGUCUGGACUGGCUGGGCGUGCUCACUAUCAUUGGAGGUGUCGUGAUGUUCCUCUUCGGCAUGGAAUCCGGUGGCACUACACAUGCCUGGGCCAGCGCUUUCACUAUCUGCCUCAUCGUCUUCGGCAUCGUCACAAUCGGCCUCUUCUUCAUCAACGAGUGGAAGUUCGCCAAGUACCCCGUCAUCCCGCUGCGGAUCUUCCGCGAUACAUCGAACUUGGCGGCCUUGGUUUGCUGCUUCAUACACGGCUUCGUCUUCAUUGGGGGAUCAUACUAUCUCCCGCUGUACUUCCAGGUCGUGCUGGGGGCCUCCCCAAUCCUCUCUGGUGUCUAUCUUUUCGCCAUGGUGCUCACAUUUUCUGUGCUCAGUGCAGCUACUGGAAUAUUCAUCAAGAAGACCGGCAUGUUUCGUGAACCGAUCAUUUUCGGGAUGGUAUUCAUGACGCUGGGAUACGGCCUGUUCAUCAACCUGCCUGAUCAUAAGGUGUGGUCGAAGAUCAUUAUCUACCAAAUCAUAACCGGUAUCGGCGUUGGGCCCAAUUUCCAAAGUCCGCUCGUCGCUCUGCAAUCCCGUCUCAAGGGUCACGACAAUGCCAUCGGUACCACCGUAUUCGGCUUUGUGCGCAACCUCGCCACCUCCAUUUCUGUGGUCUUAGGCGGUGUCAUUUUCCAAAACCGCCUGUCAUCAAAUAUUGGCGCUAUUGCUGGCCAGCUCCCGCCCCAGCUUGCUGCUACACUAGAGACAUCGUCGUUUGGGAGUGCCACCGCAGACCUGAAGCUGCUAGAUGCUCAGCAAAAGCGAUUACUGGACAGGGCAUUCACGGACGCGUUACAGAAGAUUUGGAUAUUUUACACUGCCUUUGCCUUCGUUGGCAUUAUAGUUGCGGUGGUGGGCAUCAAGAAGAAGGAAUUGAAAACGGAGAAGGAGGUGGUCAGGACCGGAUUGAAGGAACAGGAGCGCGUGCGCUUGGAGGAGAAACAAGAGGAGGCGGACCGCAAGGAGCGGAAGAAGAGCGCUAAAGCUGGAAGAGGGAGUUUGGACGGGGACGUUGAGAAGGCAUCGCCGCCUACAUCGCCUGUCAGGGGCGAGGAGGGCGUUGUGGGUGGUGGGGAGCGGUAA
Cyphellophora attinorum is the source of this 1914-nucleotide messenger RNA. RefSeq names its product putative transporter. Lineage: Eukaryota; Fungi; Ascomycota; Eurotiomycetes; Chaetothyriales; Cyphellophoraceae. Gene Ontology annotation, cellular component: membrane. The coding region runs from base 1 to 1914 and encodes 637 amino acids. The transcript has 2 exons. Gene Ontology annotation, biological process: transmembrane transport. The record is from RefSeq and is a predicted model, not a curated record. Gene Ontology annotation, molecular function: transmembrane transporter activity.